AUGGGGGAACUGUUUUCCAUAAAAAAUUUGUUCAUAUGCUCAAAUGAAAGAAGUGUUGAAGAACUUAAAGCAGCUAUGGAUGGGUUACUAAGGAAAGAGACAGAAGGAAGUUCAAAAAGGACAGAGGAAGAAGAAAAAGGAAAAGAAGGGAUAGAGAUAGAGGGAAAAGAGAAAGGGAAAAAAUACGAAAUGAUUAAAGAUUAUUUGGAUGCAAAUAAAAAUAAUGUUCUCCAUUUUGCAAUUUAUGGAAGCAACAUGAACAAUGUUAAAUUUAUAGUUGAAAAUACAAACUUAAUAAAUAGUAUUAACAACGAUGAACAGAAUGGCUUAAUUAUAAGUGUUCUUAACAGAAAUACAGAGAUUUCGAAAUAUUUAAUUGAUAAGAAUAUCGAUUAUAAUAAAAAAGAUAAGCAUAACGCAAAUGCUUUGUUGUACAGUUUAAUAACACAAAAUUAUGAAAUUUUUAAUAUUCUUUUAGAAAAAAAAAACAUAGACAUCAAUAUUAACAGCUUUGAGAAAGGGAAUUUAUUAAGUAUAUCUAUAUUUGAAAGAAAUAUAAAAGUAAUAAAAAAAUUAUUUAGUAAACAUAUUUCUCCAUAUAUAGGAAAAAGUAUAUAUCCCCACCCACUUAUAUAUAUCACAUACAGCAACGACAAUGAUUUGUUGUAUUUGUAUUUAACAUAUUGUUUAUUUUAUUGUACAAAUGAUGAUAAUUUGUAUCAGAUAAAUGAAAUAAACUUUGAUCAAUCUACUGAUGAAAUUCAUGUAUAUUUGAAUAAUGAGAAACUUAUUUAUUCCAUUUUGAGCAAUUCAAAUUAUGAUCUUACUGCUUUUAAAGAUAUAUUAAGCGUAACUGAUGAGAAUGGUACUACACUCUUUAACAUAUGUAGUGAUAAUAAUAAUGUCAUGGGAAAGAAUAUUAUUGAUUACUACUACAAAAAUAUACCACAAUAA
This is a messenger RNA of Plasmodium gonderi, 954 nucleotides long. RefSeq lists its product as hypothetical. Gene Ontology annotation, molecular function: protein binding. NCBI's taxonomy places the organism in Eukaryota, Apicomplexa, Aconoidasida, Haemosporida, Plasmodiidae. The record is from RefSeq and is a predicted model, not a curated record. The transcript has a single exon. The coding region runs from base 1 to 954 and encodes 317 amino acids.